UCCAUUGCCAUUACCUAACUAUGGUAUAGUACAAUUGUUAAAAGAGACCAAUAUGGCUACUUACAUGAAAGAUGUGCAGUGUGAUAGGUCAGGAUUUACAAGUGCUGAUGGAUGGAUUAAUGAUUGUACCCUGACAACUUCAAACAUACCAGUUCUGGACACCAAUACAAGCUGUCAUCUGCUGUCUCAGUGUACCAGUGCCACCUGUUGUUUAACUGUAGGAACUAUUAAUAGAACUGUUAGUAUUGACCUUGAACUUGAUCCCUGUGACCAGUCAAUGUCUAUCAGGAUUGAGAACUAUGUCCAUAACACCAGUCUGUAUGGUUUUGGAUUUGGUAGUUUACAGAAAUUUUAUUUGGAGAAUAUCUUGAGAGUAGAAUAUGUUUUGUAUGACCUAGAAAGUGACCAUCAGUACCUUGUUGAUAUGAAUGUUAGUGUUUGUUUUGAGUCUGCAGGACCAUGUGAACUGACCAGUACAAUGUUUCAUAAAACUUUCCUUCCCAAGAUGCCUUGCCAAUGGCAGACAGACUUUAUUCAAAAAGAUUUCUCUUUGGCUGCAUGGAGAAUAGAGAAUGAUAUAGGACCCACAGCCUUACUGUACCCUGUAGAUAUUGCCAGACUGAUAAAAGAGCUAGGCUUAGGAGAUUACCUCAUGGACUCACCCUGUUCUAGACUCAAUGGAUCAUAUGUACCACACUCUAGUAGAUGGAAUGAUCGAUGUGGAAAGGUUGUAAACAAGCCAGUCCUACCUACUAACACCCAUUGUUAUAUACCAGAAACCUGUACCUCCUUCAAAUGUUGUCAGGACAUAGAUGUUAUCAGUUCUACAUUCGAAAGCUCUAUUGAACUUGAUCCAUGUAAUUUCCUGCUGAGGAUUAGAAUUGAGAAGUUGACGUUCGAUGUGACUUUCUUUGAUUUUGCUUGGGGAGUAAACCAGUAUUUUGACCUCUAUGGAGUUCUGUUGGUGUCAUUCAACAUUGACAAUCUCUAUGAAGAUAGAAAGUAUCUUGUGAAUGUUAACUUGACCUUGACCUUUGAAGCAGGUGGACCUGAGACAUCACAUCAUGUGAUCUUCAAAAAUACAUUGUUUCCAAAACAGAGCUGUGAUUGGAGCUCAGACUUCCAUAUAUCAAAUUUCUCGUAUGAUAAAUGGGCCACAGACAGGGGACACAACCCAGAUGAGUCGCUGCCUUCAGACCUUCUGGCUAAGUUAUUAGAGGAGACAAAUUUACAGGGAUAUCUCAAGGAACCACAGUGUCAAUUGUCUACUAACUGGACUAAAGAUUGUGCCAUGAAUAUGACCCUUCCAACGUUGUCAUCUGACGUCAGUUGUCAUGUGACCAGUCUAUGUACUGGGAUACAGUGCUGUGUAGAUAAUGAGCUGCUAAACAGAACAUUAGAUUUCAGUAUUCUACUGGACCCAUGUGAAAAGAGACUCAGUAUCAGUAUAGAACAGACACGUUAUAACACAACAUUCAGUAAUAUUAAUUGGGGUGUAAACCAGUAUUUUAAUUUGCAAGGAAUGAUACGGAUUGAAUACAACAUUGAUGACUUGUAUUCUGAGAGAUUUUUCCUGGUAAAUGCCAGAGUCUUGUUCUGUUAUGAAGCCUCCCAGGCUUGUAGUGUUGCCUACACUAUACUGAACAAUACUAUGCUACCUAAAGUCAAUUGUAGCUGGAAUGAUGGCUUUCUUCAGUCUGGUUAG
Messenger RNA from Mytilus trossulus (common blue mussel), 1705 nucleotides. RefSeq lists its product as uncharacterized. Lineage: Eukaryota; Metazoa; Mollusca; Bivalvia; Mytilida; Mytilidae. The transcript is spliced from 12 exons. The coding region runs from base 53 to 1705 and encodes 550 amino acids. The record is from RefSeq and is a predicted model, not a curated record.